Molecule: messenger RNA, 864 nt
Organism: Ramularia collo-cygni
Lineage: Eukaryota; Fungi; Ascomycota; Dothideomycetes; Mycosphaerellales; Mycosphaerellaceae
Exons: 3
Coding region: 1-864 (287 amino acids)
Source: RefSeq, a predicted model, not a curated record
AUGGUAGAGUAUAUUUACAACACCCCUGUUGACGACAAGCCCUUUACCGCAGAGGAGAUCGAUGAAGGAAUGGAUCUUUUGGAAAAAGCUGGCAUCAAUACUGGAUACGACGAUGCCGCUAUCGAGAGCUACGCUGUGUUUUGCAAACUCAGAGAGGAUGGAGUCAUUCCUAAUGGCCGAGCUUUCCUACCCCGAGUAGAGCCUCUGUAUGAGCAAGCACUUCAUCGUGCAAUGCGCAGAGUUCAAGACGAGAUCCCACACGAAGAUCUUGCCAUCCAGAUCGAUCUUGCAGCGGAGACGGCGUUUUGGGAGACUUCAAUCACCGAUCCAAAGGACAUCAAGGCUGAUUCUGGCCUCAACUUCUUCAAGCCUUGGUGGGACGGGGACGUCAAGGAGCGCUGCUUGAGCCACAUCAUACAUAUGGCAGAGCAAGUAGCUCAGGAUGUUGAGCUUGGAAUUCACAACUGCUACGGUGACAUGAACCAUCGUCAUUGGCAUGAACCCACGUCACUUGCCGCUGUGGUCGAUCGAGGUAUUAGUGUGAUGGAGGCUUCACCCCACAAGAUCAAUUGGUUUCACUGCCCAGUACCAAAGAGUGCUCUUGAGCGACCGGAAGUUGGUCUCGAUGCGUAUCUCGCGCCACUCAAAGACCUUGUGCCAUAUCUGGAGAAGAAUGACACAGAGCUGUAUUUGGGUCUUGUGCAUGAGCACAGACCGGAUCUCACGCAACAGAUGAUCGAAGCGGCGAAGAAGGUUGUUCCAGCUUUUGGAAUCGCAACGGAGUGUGGAGGUGGUCGGAUGGAGUGGAAGGACUUCGAGGGCGCGCUGAAGAUUGCAAAAGAGAACUCUGAGCCUUCUCUAUGA